CCUCGGAAACCCGGCUUCGGGGCUGCGGGCUCGCGCCGCCGCCCCGGCCCUGCGAGAGGGAGAAGAUGCCUUUCCACCAUGUGACCGCUGGCCUGUUGUACAAGGGGAAUUACCUCAACCGAUCUCUGUCUGCUGGCAGCGACAGCGAGCAGCUUGCUAACAUCUCGGUGGAGGAGCUUGAUGAAAUCCGAGAGGCCUUUCGGGUUCUGGACCGAGAUGGGAAUGGCUUCAUCUCCAAGCAGGAGCUGGGAAUGGCCAUGCGCUCCCUGGGGUACAUGCCGAGUGAGGUGGAGCUGGCCAUAAUCAUGCAGCGCCUGGACAUGGACGGGGAUGGCCAGGUGGAUUUUGAUGAAUUCAUGACAAUUCUUGGCCCGAAACUGGUGUCUUCAGAAGGCCGUGAUGGUUUUCUUGGAAACACAAUAGAUAGCAUAUUCUGGCAGUUCGACAUGCAGAGGAUAACUCUGGAGGAGCUGAAGCACAUCCUCUAUCAUGCCUUCCGGGACCACUUGACAAUGAAGGACAUCGAGAACAUCAUCAUCAACGAGGAGGAGAGCCUGAACGACACCUCGGGGAACUGCCAGACAGAGUUUGAAGGCGUGCAUUCCCAGAAGCAGAACAGACAGACCUGCGUCCGCAAGAGCCUCAUCUGCGCCUUCGCCAUGGCCUUCAUCAUAAGCGUCAUGCUGAUCGCCGCCAACCAGAUCCUGCGCAGCGGCAUGGAGUAGCAGCCCGCCGGCAGCCGGCCCCAGCUCUCAGUGCAUGCGCACGCCCUGCGGGCACUCUCCUCCUCAAAAGCAGAUUUGGACGUUGCAGGCGUGGCACAGUUCAGCGAAGAACCCAAGGUUGCAGUGCAACCCGUGUUGCAAGUCCACUUCAUCUCCUUGGCAGGGACACAAAAGGGCUGUCUUAAAUGCUUUAAUGGUUUUGUUUCCUAAUGCAAUAAAAUAGCCAGGAGUUCCGAAUGAUUGCUUCAACCACCUGCAGGAGCUCCGAAGAGAAACUUCAUUGUCAUCUCGGAUUCCAAUGGCCCUCCAGACCGACGGUGUAAGAGAGCAAGGGAGAGGCGUGAACACGCAGUCACCUCCCCACCACAUUCUUUAAACCCAGGGGUCAACUGGAGACACCCCCCCCACCUGCAGGGCAACCCAAAGGAUGACUUCGGAGUUGCUGCAGAAUAGGGGGCUCUCCGCUUGGCCCUGGCUUUCUUCCUCUACCUAGUGGAGCCCCCCAAGGCGUGAGGGGAAAGCCGUCGGAUGGGGUGCAGGACCUGGCAGCCUGCAGCUGCUCCCAUGCUUCCAUUCCUACAGCCUUUUCUAUAGGACUCUAGUUGGCAGAGUUGGGGAGUUCUCGGUUUCCAUCUGCACCUGGCUUUCUGUUCCUAGAGCCCAUCACGCACCAGCAUUUUGGAAUGUGCAGAGAGCCUUCCUCCCAGCUUUGCUGCCUGUGCUGCCGUUAAAGAAAAAAGAAGCAUAAUCGUGGGCAUCUCUAUAAUAACAGGCACGUAGAUAGACGUAUAUAUUUGGCUUAUCCUUCCCUAAUUGCCUACUCCUCGUAUAAGCUUGUCCUCCGACGCUCCCUGCCUCUCUGGAAUGGGAGCGGUAGUUUGGGGGACAGGGGACUGAGACUGGUGGUGAGGAGGUGUUGCAGCCCAAACCACGUCAUCCGCAGCGAUGGACCCCGCACACAUCUCCCUGCCCGAAGACCUCUGUGAGUUAAGGUCCUUGUGCAUCUUACCUUUUCCUCAUCUGACGAUUUGCUUUGUAAGUUAGUCUUCCCCAGCAUUUCAGAGUGGAAAGAUCCAGCUACAGUAUUUUAUAGAACACCUUCAGGCAUUCAGAUCCUGCAACUGACUCCCGGCCAUGAGAAAAAACAAAAAGAUGUUCCUAAGCUUAGCCAACAGGACAGGUCAUGGACUCCUGCCUGCAGAAGGUGUCCGUUGGGGAAGGAAACUGAAUCCAGUAGUCUGUUUUCAAUCAACACCAUUUCAAGUCUGUAAUUUCCUGACGUUCCCUCGAUGUCGUAUCAGCCACCACUGUUAAUUCAAGCCUUCAUAGCCUGAUUAGCCAACAACCUUGCAGUGGAAGAUUUCCCUUUGUACUUUUCCAAGCUCAGGUCUUUACUUCUAUGAUGGAAUAGUCUCGCUCCUUUCUUCCUGUUGCAUCGAAAGCUACAUGCUUUCCCCCUUUCCUCCAGUACUGAGGCGCCAGAGUCUGUCCUCUCUCCCUGCAGCCAGGCAGGCUUUGUGGUGGGGGUGUGUUGCUGAACCCCUCCUCAAGCCCCUCCUUCCUCUCCACUUUCUCCCUGCUGCCUUCUCAGACUUGGAGCAUCCAAGGUCUCAGUUUAGGGUCUUUUUCCAAUUCACCUCUGCAAGCGCUUCGGGCAACAGCCUGGGGCAGCUGUAGGAACUUCUCCUCCGUGGGAGGCCCAGCAUAUCCGUGGUGAUGAGCACAAGAAAAACUAGGGUUUGAGCCAUAGUACGGAGGAGGGAGCAGGUGUAAGCUUUUGAGAGCCCCUUGGUUUGAGAGUCUCUCUGUGAAAAUGCCUGGGGUCCCGCACAUCCAGACCCGGAAAGCACCAGCCUGCCUGCCCCUCCUGCCUGCCCUGCCCUGUCACAUACACCCUGCCCGUCUGCCUCUCCUCUCUCCCCUUCCCUGACUCACCACGCUCCCCCCCAUCAGAAUCCUGAACAAGAACAGGUCCAAACACAGCUUACUAAUAGGACAGCUUCACCAUUAGCUCCUGCCCAAAGCAGGUGGCCCUCCCUCUCUCAAUUGCACUUGGGUGGGAAGGGCCUCCUGAACCACCAGACCAUGUAGUACUGGGGAGGGAGGUGGUGCAGGAUCCUAAGUAGACUGGGUAGAGACCUCAGGGACGAUUCUUAAAGGACCAUGCCCAGGAGAGGGGAUGGCAAUGCAGUAGGUGAGGCUGGACUUGAGGGCUAUGAAAGGGUACUUCUCCAAAGGCUGCUGCUCUGCAGGCUCUCCUGCCUCCCCCUGGAGAUUGGGGACCCUGAAGGUGAGGGUUAGCCUUUGUUGGAGGACAGACUAGCCACCAUGCAGGGGUGGAGAUGAAAAAGAGUUCUGGGAAGGCACCAACAGCCUGUUCCUUGCAAAGUCCUUAGCAUCUUUCCCCAAAGAAGACUUCUUUCCUCUCCCAGUGACCCAGUGACUGGGAAGCCAGCCAUCCCACCUGGAGAAAAUCUAGGGGAGUGCACCCCUUGUGGGGGUUGCCAGGGAGAGAGGACACAAAGGAAGCCACAGAGCUCUCUUUGAUGGCUAGAAGUUAACCUCCUCCAUGGUAACCUCCCAUGUGCCACCCACGGCCUGCAGCAUGUGGAGACACCCAGAGCAGUGGCCUUCCUGAGACUUCAGGAACUAAGGGUCGUCCUGGUGACUUGCUUUGCCUGGAUGGUCUGUCAAGGGAGUUGGGCUUCUCUGUCAGGCAGCUCAGGAUGUUGACUUCCCACAGCCCCACCCCCAGUCCUGUCCACGCCAGUGCUACCGCAGGGCUCCAUGCCCGUCAGCACCCUUGCCACAGGGGUCAUGAUGCCCAUGGAUGAAUUCUAGAAGGUUCUGGUCCCUAUGCCUUGUGGCCCCGGUGGUAGGUCAUCUCUGCAGGAAAGGAGAGGAGGACCCAACUCUCCCUCUGUACUCCCAGCUAAUAGACAGAGAGGUCUAUUCUGGGGCUGCUGAGUGACUGGCAAACUGAGCUUGGCUCAUUCUUGUUGCAAGAAUGGGUGCCCCCCACACCACAUAGGGAUGAUCAAAGGGGCGUUUUGCCUGUGAGACUAAGGACACAGAUCCUGAUGCCCUUGGCCCCAGAGAAGCUGUCACCCAUCACUCCGGAAGCAGACAGAGCCCCCAAACAGGACCCAGCAUGGGAACUAUUAGCAGUGACUUUCAGAAUGUGUGUGUAGGUCCCAUGUGACCAACCUGUUAAAAAAAAAAAAAGAUGUUGCCAUGGCAACCCUUGCAUUCCACCCUGAGUUUGCCAAGGCGCACAAAAAUAGAGAACAUUUUCUUAAAGAACACUUGGGUUCCGCCUGAUUGCAACCCCACUCCCUGCAUCCAUGUCCUGCUGGUGGGGGAAAUUACCCUUAACCGAUCUCAUGGUUUCCCUGCCUCUCUCGUGUUUGAACCUGCCCUCCCAUUUGCUCAGGAGAAAGGAGCUGCCUGUGAGCCAGGUGGCAUCCUCCCUACUCUUCCCCUCCCCACCUCCCAGGGCCCAGAGCAAGGACCUCUUAAUGGGGUGAAAAGUCAGAAAUGUCAUCCUCGAGGCAAAACCUAUUUUAAGCUCAGUCUUCAGAAGCAUCUGUUUGCUGGUUAAGAAGCUCUCCCACAAACCAGAAAUGUGAACUGAAGUGAAUCGAGUUUGGCAUGUGGUCUUGGGCAAGUCCAGUGGUUUCAGAAGAUUCUGGGUGUUUUAUUUGCAGAGAAGAUGUGUCCUGCGAGUCUUCAUUCUUGACACCUGCUCCUGUCCCAGAUUUCACGUGACAAAUGGGCUACUCCAGCGAUUUUCAACCUUUUCCAUCUCAUGGCACACAUAAACGAAUUACUAAAAUUCUGCAGCACACCCCAAAAUACACUUUUUGCCUAUCUGACCAAAAAACAGGCGUAAUUUUGAUUCAUUCACACCAGAUGGCUGGCUGUUGUUGUGUUGGCUGUUGUCAUUUUUUUAUUUGACAACCUAAGGGAAGAGAGGUCAGUGCCCCUGGCUGGUCAGGUAUUGCGUGCUGUAAAAAGCCUUGCGGGGCUCCUAGUGAGUCUCUUGUCUGCUCUCUCGCAGUUAGCCAGAGGGAGCUAAUGAAAGAUGGAGAGCUCAUUUUGGUAAUAAUGCCCCUCCCAACCUCCCAUCCAUGGCAUCAUAAAGUGAUAUAUCUAAGAACUGGGAAGAAGAAAUCUAUCUUUUAUUCCAAAUGCCUUCCAGACUCAGAUCAUAAAUCAAAGAGACGUUUGCUCUUCACCAGUAGCUCGAGCGUCCCUGGGACCACAUGAGGGCAUGCCCAGAAGAGUGCGGUGUGGCUGCUCGGCACGGCGCCUUGGCUGGGCUGGCCCGGCCAGUGGCCUGUGCCCUGGAACCCUGCUCCACUUACUGCGCCCCUGCUCUCCACCCCUGCGGGAGCUGCUGAGCCCUGCUCCUCCCAGCCGGAGGCCUCAUUUUACUGCACUAUUUCCCCAAAGGCCCCUAGUGAUCAUGUUUCUCACCCCGUCCCACUGCGAUAUAGAGAAGGUCUUGAACCCCACUGUAAAAAGGAGAUGCCCCUUUUCUCCAACACCAUGAUGAUGCAGAUGGACUGAGCUUAAGCUUCUAGACUUCGGCACAUACCAGUUAUGUUUCCAGGAGGACUGCACAGCUGCCUUCCCUAGAGAACAUCUGUAUGGAAUGACUGCAGGUCAGUGACCUCUCAGGGCUCAAAGUCCGUAACCUAGAGGCCUUGCCAUAGCCAUCCUCCCUCACCACCUCAUGGCUUGAUGCCCCCAGGAUGGAAAAAAUCCAUCAGAAAUAGAAAAGAAACGUUAUUCAGCAGCUAGGGGUUUCCAUCUGAAUUAUUUAAAGCGAUGGCAAAAGAGAGGAGCAUUUGGGCUGCCUCUUACGGACCCUGUGUCCAUGACAAUUUAAGUGUCAGAACUGUUCAGCUUCACUCCAUCUUUCCUUGACUAAGUCACUCAGGGGACUGUUCUCAGUUAUGUGGCCUUGCCAGAGACACUCGAUUUGGAGGAGUAAGGUCAAGUACACAAACCAGCCAAGCACUUCUCUUAGUAUCCUACACUCGUUGCUAAUGCACACUGUCAUUUUUACAGCUAUGGUUCCCACUUAAUGUUGGUUUGGGGUCCUUUUUCUAUGGUCUCAAGGGACGUUAUAACAAUGCUCGAAAAGUCUUCAAGGCAAAAUUAAUUUGAUUCAGUUGGCUUGAAAUACAGCCACAAAGAAUCAGGUUUUGCUAUUCCCAUAAAACAGUUCUCUAAAACUGGAAAAGACUUGCCCAGCCUCCCACCCCUGAGCCCUACCGUGGGUCGCUUGCUGAGCAGGCCCCAACCCCCGUGCUGGCACCUCCCUCACCCACCUUGUUUCCUGAGCGUGAUGGGUUGGCUUUCAAACAGAUGCUCCUGACAUUGUUAGAAGUUAUUGUCCAAGUGAAAGGAUGCAGAGGCUGGAAUUUUCCAGUGGAGUAGAAGAGCAGAAUAAUUAGGAAGGAAUAUUCCAGGGAAUGCAAAAUUCAAGUAUGUUGUUGCUCCAUCCCUGGACCUGAGAGAGAAAAAAGAAAGUUUCUCAAGGGCUGCAGAGACUGGUCUCUGAACUUGCUCCCUGUAUAUCUGGCCUGCUUUGGGAACAUACAGGGCAUUUGGGAACAUACAGGGCCCCCACGGGGCUGCGGCCCAUCAACCUGAUCCUGAUGACAUGCCCUGGGAAUUUCAAGAGCAGGAGGGUUGCUCGAGUCUCCUUGGGUGAUGUUGACAUCUGCCAAGCCCAAAAUGCCUCUUCCAGGGCUUUUCGUCUGGGCUCAGACUUGUUGAACUGAAGUCAGGGGAGCAGAGCAUAAAACCAGAAGUGUGGACAGCACUUUCAGCUGAGAAGGGCACAGGAGGCAGGACCUCAGAUGCCCCUGCCACCCACCAACCUGAUAAUUGAGUGACUUCACUUCUUUGGCCUCAGGUUUCUCAUCUCUAAAGCAAGAGGAAAGGUAAACCAGAUGACCCAGAAGAGCCUUCCCAUUGUGACUGCUUGUCUGAAACAAAAUGAAUUCCCAUACUUGAGAGGGCCCUUAACUUAUAUCCCCUAUGAAUUACACUAGAGACUGAUGGUUUCUCUUGUAUCACAAGUGCCAAGAGGCAGUUUUAAUCAAGUAUCUCUUGUCUAUAGGCGAAACAAUGCAAAUUGGCUUAUAUCAAAUGUGUUGUAUCUUGCGUGCAAGAGGUUUUAUUUACUUCCUAAUGUUUUGCUGAUUCAAGGGAGCAUCCUGGAUAAGUCCUGGCUCAGCCAGUGUGAAAAUUAAGAGGAUUUGAUCACCUUACUACAGGUGACAUGAAUCAGAACACAUGCAGAAGUAGGGUGAACCAAAGCCAGAUUCCAGGAAAAGAUGCUUGUUUCUCUGACUGAGAAAGCCCAAAGAAGCUGCUGAGUAAAGAGCACAACUUCUGGUCAUUUCUUUCUUUCCUUGUUUUCUGGCCACUGGAACAGCAGUUCCUGUAUAUGUGAUUGUGGUUUGCAGUUAUUUGUGACACUGCCGAAGGAAGAGGGUCGUGUGACCUCUGGUGACUGUCAAGAAUUAGAUGAACAGUCUGGGGCGACCAGCUGUCUGCGCUUGCCCGUUAGCUGGCUGGUGAGUGACGUUGUGCACAGGUGCCUGCUGUUGAUGGGGUCCAAGCAUGACCAGGGGUAGAGGGCAGGAAGAGAGGGGCUGCAGGAGCCCCCAAAGUCUCCAGCCUUUCUGCCCCAUGACAGCAUGACCUCCUAGGUUUCUGUCCUUUUUUGUUCUUUGUUUUCAUUGCUCUCCUUCCCUGGAAAGACCUAGAUUGGCCAGGAAAGGACCCUCACAGCUCCUGGUGGAAAUUUACACAAGUCCGUGUCUCUCAGCUUCCUCCAAGGAAAAUCAAAGGAUAUUCUUUCUUUCUGAUCUGGAAAUCAGGUUGCAGGAGUCCUUGAAUGGCUUCUUAACGGGGUUUGAUUUUUCCUCCCCAAUUCUGAAGCCAAGAAGAAGCUAUUUCUCCAAGGACUAACCAAAGACAAUGCCCUUGGAGGGGAAUCAGACCCGAAAAUCUGGUCAGGGAGCAGGGUUGGCAGAUGAUCUGGGGUCAGGGGAGUCACUGCAAUCCUAGGGCGCAUCAGAGUUGAGACGUGAAUUUUUUCUCAAAGCACAGUAGUAAAUGGCUGGAUGCAAACCGGAGUGCAGCUGGGGACUGUUACAACCAGGACAACUGGAGCUCAGCCACUCUCAUGUCCAGAGUGGGCCACAAAGACUGAAAUCCUGGGUCCCAAUCCUCCCGUUACCUCAUUCUUGUCUCUCCCCCCCCCAUUUAGUAUUGGUUGAUGAUUCCUGCUGUUAAGCGAUGAGAGAGUCUUUUGACUAGCAGA
Molecule: messenger RNA, 8073 nt
Organism: Miniopterus natalensis
Lineage: Eukaryota; Metazoa; Chordata; Mammalia; Chiroptera; Miniopteridae
Gene: CALN1
Product: calneuron 1
Cellular component (GO): trans-Golgi network membrane
Molecular function (GO): calcium ion binding
Source: RefSeq, a predicted model, not a curated record